AUGGAGAACGACAAGGGAGAGAUCGUCGACCUUUACGUCCCCCGCAAGUGCUCGGCCACCAACCGCAUCAUCAAGGCCCAGGACCAUGCCUCGGUGCAGAUCUCCAUCGCCAAGGUCGACGAGAAUGGCCGUGCCGUCCAGGGCGAGAACCACGUCUACGCCCUGUGCGGCUUCGUCCGUGCCAUGGGCGAGGGCGACGACUCCCUGAACAGGCUGGCCCAGAGGGACGGUCUCCUCAAGAACGUCUUCAGCGCUCAACGAUAA
Messenger RNA from Gaeumannomyces tritici R3-111a-1, 264 nucleotides. Its product is annotated as 40S ribosomal protein S21. The record is from RefSeq and is a predicted model, not a curated record. The transcript has 2 exons. The coding region runs from base 1 to 264 and encodes 87 amino acids. NCBI's taxonomy places the organism in Eukaryota, Fungi, Ascomycota, Sordariomycetes, Magnaporthales, Magnaporthaceae. Gene Ontology annotation, biological process: endonucleolytic cleavage in ITS1 to separate SSU-rRNA from 5.8S rRNA and LSU-rRNA from tricistronic rRNA transcript (SSU-rRNA, 5.8S rRNA, LSU-rRNA); translation; endonucleolytic cleavage to generate mature 3'-end of SSU-rRNA from (SSU-rRNA, 5.8S rRNA, LSU-rRNA). Gene Ontology annotation, cellular component: cytosolic small ribosomal subunit; ribosome. Gene Ontology annotation, molecular function: structural constituent of ribosome.